This is a messenger RNA of Brassicogethes aeneus, 952 nucleotides long. The record is from the annotation of a GenBank genome assembly. Lineage: Eukaryota; Metazoa; Arthropoda; Insecta; Coleoptera; Nitidulidae.
AAUAAAUUAGUACUUUCAAGAUAUAUCAAAAAAAUGUCUUCCAUUAACACUGGAUAUUGCCAGAUUAUGUCGCCAGUAGGACACAGUACUGGUGAUUGCGAGUUUAAAUUAACAGACACCAAAACAGAUAGAGAACUGGCACAUAUUAUAGCCACUGAGGUCGUGGGUGAUAUCGUUGAUAAUGCUAUGGACAUCAUACAGAAAAAAUCCACUGGAAAAAUUGGCGACAUAAUCACAGACUCAAACGAAUUUGACUCUAUUAUCGAAAGUAUGGAGAAAAUUCAAAUUGUUGACGAAGAAAAGGGAAAGAAAAAAAGACUUGGUGAUCAGUUAGAAAGUACAAAUGAAAUUAUAGCAGAUGAGAGAAAGAUUAGACACCAACCUGUAGAAAAGAAAAGUCGAUUGACUGAUCUGGUUAAAAACUCAAAACAACUUUUAUCCAAGUACAUUUUAAAUGAAAAUAUAAGACAUGAUAAUCCUGAGGAUGAUCACAAGGAAAAAGUAAUCAGGGUGUUCGAAAUGGACAACCAAGAAGAAGAUAACGCUAUCCAAUCAGCAAAUGUGCAAUUAGAAGCCAACCACCUACCAGAAGACGUUCAGGAGGACUUCGAAGACGACAAUCUGGAUGACAUUCAACUAGAGAAGGGAAGCAAUGGAGAUACCCCGGAAAAUAUAAAGAAAACCAUGACUUUCCCGAUAGCCGGCACGUCGAGCACUAAGAGCUUUUGUAACAGAUACAAAACUCUAAAGUUGACUGCAAGCGAAUUAAAGAAGAAAAAGUGGAACAUUGGAUCAAAAUUAAUGAACAUCAUCAAAAAGAACAAAUCGAAGAAAGAAGAUCAAGGUGAAGAGGAAGACAAUGAAGCGAAGGCAGUGCAAUAGAUAUGUCUGGGUUUUCGCAAAUUAUUCGUAAUUAUCAUGUUAUACAAUACUUAUAUUUAUUUGAAUAAAA